Molecule: messenger RNA, 4043 nt
Organism: Acanthaster planci (crown-of-thorns starfish)
Lineage: Eukaryota; Metazoa; Echinodermata; Asteroidea; Valvatida; Acanthasteridae
Product: mitogen-activated protein kinase kinase kinase 20-like
Biological process (GO): signal transduction; protein phosphorylation
Molecular function (GO): protein serine/threonine kinase activity; ATP binding; protein binding
Source: RefSeq, a predicted model, not a curated record
AAAAGACAGUUGUUGAGUGGUUGUAUGAGUCAUGCAUCUUUGUGUCAUGGGCAGGAGCGGAUCCAGGAUUUUUCAAAAGGGGAAUGAUCCUGGAUUUUCCCAAAGGAGGGGCAUGAGCUAAGCAGCAAUGGUAAAAUGCCCGUGAGCAUGAAGCCCGGAGCCAUUUUGGAUUCGAGGUUCCUGUUUGCUACCUUUGAGGCAGGAAGGCCCAUGAGGACCAAACUUGGCCAAGUUCCAUUGGGCAGUUGAUGACAACCUCCUGUUUUUCAUCACAAGAUGGAAGGAGCUUCCUAUGUCAACAUUGAUCGAAAAGACAUUUCAGUUGGUCCUGUAAUUAGUUCAGGGGCAUGCAGAAAUAAAGUGUGCCGGGCAACAUGGACGUUGGCUUCGUCGGAAAAAACAGUAGCUGUUAAAGUCUGCAAUAAUUUCCAUGAGGAUGAAGUUUUGAUACUGGCCAAACUGAAGCAUGCCAAUGUCAUUGAGUUCUUUGGAGUUGUGAAGCCUGCCUCAGCAAUUGACAGUUACAUGAUUGUAACAGAAUAUGCCGAGCAGGGUUCUUUGUAUGAUGUGAUUCGCCAACACCGUGAUAACUGGCCAGAGUAUAGGCAGAAUCGUUGGAUGAGAUGGGCCCAGGAUGGUGCUAAGGCUCUGGAGUACAUCCAUCAGAAGGGGUACCAACAUGGGGAUGUCAAAUCACCCAACUACCUUGUCACUCAUGAUGACACACUGAAGAUAUGUGACUUUGGCAUAUCUAGGAAAUGGGACUUUACCAUAAGCACAGUCACCAAUAGGGGGUCCUACCCAUGGAUGGCACCAGAGGUCUUUGGUAAUGUUGCAGAUGAUUCCAAGAGUGAAAGAAAACCAUGCAAGGUCACAACAAAAUCAGACGUCUUUUCUUAUGGUGUUGUCAUUUGGGAAAUGAUUUCUGGUAAGGCCCCCUAUCCUGAUAAAGUGGGAUUUCACAUUUACAAAGCUGUAGUUGAGAGAAACGAACGACUGCAGAUUCCAUGUGACUUCCCAGAACACCAACAAAUCAGUGAUCUACUAAGUAAAUGCUGGCAAGCCAACUACAAGGAAAGACCCAGCAUGCAAAAAAUCCUCAGAGACCUUGCUGACAUUGAGAAUGGCCAAAGGAAAACAGUGGGUACCUCUGAUAAUGUGCCAGAUGCUGUCGCUGGACCCCAGACCACCCCAGGUGUUCAGCAGCAGACCGAUGCUAUGCAGCAUUUCAUGAGCCAGGAAGAGCCAAAGGAGAAGCGACAAAAGAGGAUGGAGGAGACAGAAGGCACUAACGCUGCCACUGGAGGUAUCCCCACAACGACAGCAGCAGCGGCAGCACAGCUUCAGCCUCUCCCACAACUGCCUCAGACCAGAAUGCCCACCCACAGGACACAACCCAAUGAUUCUGGUGGAGACAAGAACUCAAAUGAGAAUCCUACAGGAACUUUGGAUGAUAGAAGUCUUUACGGCAUCUCCAGAUACAUAGCGCCUCGUGAUCUGCUGCCUCUGUCUUUACAGCUUGGCUUAAGCAGUGCUGAGUUUUCACAAGUGGAGGCAGACCAUCCCCAAGAUUUUGUUCGUCAAACCUUUUCCAUACUGGUCAUGUGGAGAAACAAUCUCCCUCAUGAUGUCAAUCAGAAAGAAGCCUUCUGUGUAGCACUGGAGAAGGUUGGCCGCAAAGAUCUUGCCAUGCAAUUAGCUAACAGGAGUUUUGAAUUGAUAUGAUCUACAAGAUCCAGAUCAGAACUGAAAGAGAUGGCACAGGGCUUGAUGGUGAGGAGGAAUUCCUGGCUUGGAACUUCAUGGCUACAAAAUGGAUGUAGACAACAACUUGUAUGGCUGUAACUAGAAUUAUUGUGUAAUUAAUAGGAGUCUCUCAAACGACAUCACUCUUACAGAUUGCCGUGUGCAUCGGUGUUUUACUUUAAUUUUCGUGACACGUAUCAGCUGUACUGUAGUUGAAGAUAUUUGGAUCAGCAUACAUGCAGUUUUAGAACAUUUUGCACAUGGCACGCAAACUCACCUGUUGGAGUUGUAUACGCAGUUGCAAUCUUCUCACGAAGAUGGCAUCUAACAAGAGCUAUCUUCCAUUUUGUGACAAUGUAUUUUAAUUCUUUGUAAACACUGCUUAUUUUCUUUUCAUUAACAACAUUGAAAUAAAUGUACUGUUCAUUUUAAUUUAGUGUAGUGCAGAUUAUCACUUCAGUUUUUGUUGGACUUGGUUUCAGUCCAGGUUACCUCAAAUUCAAGGGUUUCUGUCCUGUAUGAAUGAAUCCCAACUAAACACACACUUUUUACAUGUAUUUGACAACCAAAUAACCUUUUCAGCUUCGGUGACUUCAUAGGCACAGCUGUGAUAGAUCCUUGAUUUAUCAGUAAUAAUGAUAUUGGAGAAUGCUACAAUUCAGGACUUCGAUGUGAACUUCUGCUGAGAUUUAUCUCCUCAAAAUUGUGUUGACAGCUUUCACCUCUUAACUUGCACUGGUAGUUUGAAGAAAUAAUUUCUCAUUUUGUAAGUUUAGAUUAAUUUAAAUAAGCCUUACAGUUGUCAACAAAUUUUUUUACGGUAUUAAGGGUAGGUGUGGCUAUACUUUAAGUUUUGUUGAGAUUAGUGAUAUGAAUCGCCAAUUAUGUACACAUUGUCAAGUUUAGUUUUUAUGAUAUGACUCCCCUAUAGAUGCUAAGAAUUGGCGGAGAGCUGGUCAAGUAGUUUCUUAAUUGUUUCUUAAUUAUGACUACUGGCAUCAGAGGGGGAGGAAAGGUGCCUUUGGCCCACCUACUUCGUAGUUCAUACAUGCUAACAUUUCAUAUUUAAUCAGAACUGCUUUAAAAAGUAAUUUUUUCAGAAGAAAAAAAAUAAAAUUUACCCCACACCAUUUUGGAUGUUUGCUCGUCCCCACUGCCACAACAGUACAGUGCACUGGGAGUUUAUCUGCUCGAGUCCCUACAACUAGGCUGAGGCUUGAUAUAAUGCACAGGCACCUAGCCCAACCUCUUAAUAUGGGCUCCACUUCAAGGUAUAGUCCCACUCUUGGCAGGUCCUACAUUGACACAGGGUUUAAUAGAUUGGCCUAUUAAUUAAUGACUAAUGCCUAAUAAUCUCACAACUUCUUACCCCUUUGAAAAUCAUUCCUCUGAAAUGAAUUGUGUAGAUUUUACUUGUAUUUUACUUGUACCUCCAAGUUGCCUUUCAUCAGAUUUUAUUGUUCAAAACUGCCCUCGUACAAAUAAGUCUAUUUUUAAUACUGACAGUGCAGUCUUAAAAAGAUCAAUUCAUGGCAGCACUGUAAACUGACAGGUACAUUUAUGAAUUACACAUAGCAACCACUGUAAAUUUUAUUUCUACAUGUACAUGGUAUACUCAUACAUGUGUGCAUGCUUAUCCCUUGAUCUGUCUAGUAUUCUGUUUUCCUUAGCGUUGCCUUGGGAAAUUGAGCAGUACCCGUAAUACCACAGUAGGUUAGCUUUGCUGUCUGUACAUUAUUUGAAGUUGAUAUUUUCUGUUUAAGAUUUUGUGUGAUGCUGUGGUGUAGAUAGAUGCAUGGUUAACAGAAUCUAAGCGUGUCUUCCACUAGAGUGUAUGUAGCUUUAAAGACUGUCAUUGUACAUGUACAUGUGCAAAGCUCUAGGUACAUCCCUUUCUGUUGCCACAACUUCCGGAAUUAAUGUCAUGUUUGGCACAAUCAUUCAAUCGCUCUGUGCAAUUGGCAGAUUCCCCAUUGUUUGAAGCAACAUGCAGUUGGUUGAUUGCAAAAUUAUCAACAAAUCUUGCAGUACAAAGAUUGAUUAAUCACAUCAAUUAAUCAUGCCCAAGAUCAGUCCUUGUUUGAUUACUUCAAUAGUACCUCUGUAUAAAUUUCAAAUCAGCCGUUGAUUUUUUUUUGUAAACAGCUUUCAACAAAUUAAGUAGCAGUUGAAUGCAGAAGCAUCUGGAAUGUGUUGUCUACAUAAAAGUGCUUCUUUGAUGGUUUCUUGAGCUAGGUAUUCAUUGUACUCUUGACAGUACACAUUCUUGACAAUAAACUUUGUGCUUAUUUUAAAAA